GGAUCGAAUUGAAGUUGUGACAGUUUGACAGUUGGCUCUCACGCAUUAAUCCGUCCCAAAUCACGUAAAUACAAUUCAGUAUAUAAAUGCGCUGUCGUUUACAGUGUUUUUGUAUUCUUAACAAAUCGCCGUCGUGUAUUCAUAAGACAACAAGACGGGAAAGAAAGUGAGUUUUUUUUUGGAGGACAAAAACAAAAACAACUACGAUUAUUGUGGAUGCGAUAUAUAAAGUUGUUUUUGUUGUGUUGAUUUGUGUAUCGUUAAAAUCGUGAUAAUUACCUGGAAUCGGACGUGAGAGCACAAAAAUUGAUUAAGUGCAUCGUUUUCGAGUCGAAAACAUAGACACAGACAACACACACAAUGCCGUUGAAAAAGAAAAAAUAUAAUGCUCGCUUUCCGGCUGGCCGAAUCAAAAAGAUCAUGCAGAGUGACGAGGAAGUGGGAAAAGUAGCGCAAGCCGUACCAAUCAUAAUCUCUCGAACUCUAGAGCUGUUCGUCGAAUCAAUGUUGACCAAAACACUGCGAAUCACAAACGCACGGAAUGCAAAAACAUUGUCACCGUCGCACAUGAAGCAAUGCAUUAUGUCGGAGAGUCGUUUCGAUUUUCUGCGUGAAUUGGUGAAAAAUAUCCCGGACAUUAAUGUGGCUGAGGAGCAACAAUGCGAUAAUUACCCGGAACGACGCGAAUCAAGCGAAGAUGGAAUGUUAUCGAUUGACACACCGAUCAAUGGUAUCGUGAGCAAUCCGAAUGGAUCGAUGCGUGAAUCGAAUGCGGUGGCGGCGACCAGCAGUAGCAGCACUUCACAUUGGAAAUAUACCAAACAGCAUUCAAUGGAUUCCAUUGCAACGAAACACCAAAAUAACUACUCAAUUACAAGCAACAACGAUAAUAACUCACCGAUAAAUUAUUCAAUUAAAAUUAAAGUGGACGAUAAACCGACGCCGGCCAAACUACUGCGAAUGGAAUCAACACCAGCCUCAUUUGGUUCGAAUAAUAAUUUAGCAUUAUCGCCGAUCGUCACACCAAAAUACUUGCCAAUCACAACCACAACCAAAUUGUCCGAUAAGAAUGAUAGUAAGCAACAGCCCAUUCUACAUUUUGAUUUUACGAAAAUUCCAUUAUUGCCAUCAUCAGCUGCAAGCACAUCGCAAACGGCCACCUCAUCAAAUCAUAGUCAUUCUGUAAGCAAUAUACUGAAACUAAACGAAAAGUCAUCGCCGUCAAUUGCGGACGCGACCAAAAAUGAGCUUCAAUCUCAGCUAGGAAAGUCGACACUGCGCUCAACCAGCAAGUCACUUCUGGCCAAACAAAUGUCACAUCCAUCUGCUUCGUCCACCGUAACAUCAAAUUCAUCAGCACCACAAAACAGUACCGCUUCCAGCACCCAAUCCAGUUCGCAAUCAUCCAUCACAUUUUACCACGCACCAUCGUUGUCGACAGUUGGCUCAUCAUCAUCCACACUUGAAAUGGACGAGGACUACGACAACAUUUAAGUGAUCGAAUUAAUACUAGCAAAGCAAAACGAAUUUUUGAAUAACGUGACUUUGUUCGGACACGAGCUAGAGCUGUGUCUUCGACUCUUUUUUUUUCAAAAUGGAUUGUUUUCUCUUCUUUUGUUGUUUCAUUCGAAUCAUAAAAAUAUCUAUUUUUGUACAAGUUUAGUUCAGUUCGAAAAUGAAACGAAAAGAAACGGAGAGUGAUUGAGAUAUGAAGCAAUUUGUAGGAAUUGUGUAAGUUAAGUAUAGUUAAUUUAACUAAAUAAUAUUUUUCAUUCGAACAUUUAGGUAUUCACUCACUAAAUUCAUGUUCAUAUAAAGAAGAGGAAAUGACUCCAUGAUCAAUCAUUGAAAAGAGAGAAAAAUUAGUUCCAAUAUUAUUUGCGUAAGGAAUUGUUGUUAAGCUUUUUAUUUAUCUUUUCAAAUAAACAGAAAGAAAACCAUCAUUUUACAAAGAAAAAAAAAAUGAAUCGAGCGUGAGAAGUGCACAAAAAGCGAAUAUUCUCUCAUUUUCCCACUCCAUUUUGUGGACGUUAUAGUCGUGGAAACGAAACGAAUUUUAAUUCACACAAUGAAAUGAAAUCAUACGUAUCAUAUUUGGUUAAACAACAAGUUGGAAAAUAUAAAUACAUUGAUGAAAUUACAGAAAGCGACAAAUAAA
This is a messenger RNA of Sitodiplosis mosellana (orange wheat blossom midge), 2158 nucleotides long. RefSeq names its product myb-like protein P (gene NC2alpha). Bases 361 to 1494 code for a protein of 377 amino acids. Gene Ontology annotation, cellular component: negative cofactor 2 complex; nucleus. The transcript is spliced from 4 exons. NCBI's taxonomy places the organism in Eukaryota, Metazoa, Arthropoda, Insecta, Diptera, Cecidomyiidae. Gene Ontology annotation, molecular function: protein heterodimerization activity; transcription coactivator activity; RNA polymerase II general transcription initiation factor activity. The record is from RefSeq and is a predicted model, not a curated record. Gene Ontology annotation, biological process: negative regulation of transcription by RNA polymerase II; transcription by RNA polymerase II; positive regulation of transcription by RNA polymerase II.